Coffea eugenioides is the source of this 2817-nucleotide messenger RNA. Its product is annotated as disease resistance protein At4g27190-like. Gene Ontology annotation, molecular function: ADP binding. The transcript is spliced from 2 exons. NCBI's taxonomy places the organism in Eukaryota, Viridiplantae, Streptophyta, Magnoliopsida, Gentianales, Rubiaceae. Bases 1 to 2817 code for a protein of 938 amino acids. The record is from RefSeq and is a predicted model, not a curated record.
AUGGGAGCUGAAAUUUUUGAGGUGAAUGUCUUGCCUAAAGAGGAAGCAUGGCAUCUUUUUAAAGAGGUUGCAGAAAUUUCUGAUGAUUCUGCUUUGAGUGGUGUUGCAAAGCAAGUUGCAGAGGAAUGCAAAGGUCUACCUCUUGCAAUCGUUGUUGUUGCCCGGGCAUUAAAGGGCAAUCAUACUCCAGAAUCCUGGGAUCGUGCCCUUCGGCAACUAAAAGAGUACACAAUUAGAGAACUAGAAGGAGAUGAAGAUUUAGUGUUUUCAAGAAUUAAGUUUAGUUAUGACUAUUUAAAAAGCGCUGAAGCUAAGUCAUUACUUUUGCUUUGCAGUUUGUUUCCAGAGGAUUAUAGUAUUCCAAUCGAAUGUUUGGUUAGGUAUGGUAAAGGGCUAGAAUUGUUCCCAGAUAGACGGAGGUUAGUAGAUGUAAGAGACAAGGUAGACACGCUUAUUGGUCACCUGAAAAGCUCCUAUUUGUUGCUAAAUGAUGUUGAAAAAGAAGACUCUGUAAAAUUGCACGAUGUCGUGCGAGAUGUGUGCUUGUCAAUUGCAUCAAAAGCAGAGCAUGAGUUUUUAGUGAGCAAUUCUGGAGUGGGAGAAAAGAAUUCUUACACGGCAAUUUCACUAAUAUUGCAAGAUUCCAAUCAUGAUCUACUUCCAUUUUGCAAGGAAUAUCCAAGGCUUAGGUUGUUGCGUUUGGUAGUCCAAUCAGGGGAACUCAACCUAUCAGAAGACUCUUUUGUAGGAAUGGAAGCUCUCAGGGUCAUGGAAUUAAACAACUCGUCUAUUGAAUUUCCACUGUCAUGGCCUGGCCAAAUGUUAAGGAGCCUUCAAACACUGUGUCUGGAUUAUUGUGUAUUGGGCACUGGAAUGUCGUCAAUGCUUGGACACAUGAUGCAACUGGAAACUUUGAGCCUCUUUCAAUCCAAAAUUCUGGAUGAUCGGUUUCCAGCUGAAAUUGCUCAGUUGAGUAAUUUAAAGUUGUUGGAUUUGAGGGUCAAAAGUAGCCUCCAUCCUUUGCCUAGUGGUAUCUUGUCAAGUUUGAAGAAACUAGAAGAAUUGUAUUUGGGAUCUGGUGAUCAUUUGCAGCUAGGGAGAGAUAAAGAAGAGGAAAUAGGAUGCCUUAAAGAGAUCUCAGCAAUCUCUAACCUUGCAUGUCUCCAAAUUGCUUUGUACGACCUUAGCCUCCUACUUCUAUCUUUGCAAGAAUUUGAUACUCGGAGGUUGUCAAGAUUUCACAUUGCAGUAGCUAAUUACAGAAGAGAAAUGAUAGAUCCCAACAAAAACUAUCAAUUUCGGAGAAGCUUCGAGGUUUAUCUAUCAGAUCAUGGUGAUAAAGGGUUGAAACAACUUUUUGACCCCAAUGUUACUAGCAUUGUUAAGAGAACUGAGAAUCUCACUUUAAAUCUUUCUGAAUCAUCAUGCUUGAGGAAUCUUGUGCCUGACUUGGGUGAAGACGAGUUCAUCAAUUUGAAAAGGCUUUAUUUGUACGAUGGACAAUAUGAAUGCCUUGUUGAUUCUACUGCCAACCUUGUUGCCCGACAUGUUUUUGAAAAUUUGGUGUCCAUGGAGUUAAUAAAUUUGGAGUUGAAAGAAAUAUGUAAGGGAUUGCUUCCACUUGGGUGCUUCAAUCAACUUCAAGAGGUGAGGCUUUAUAGAAUAAGUCCUUUAGAGUGCUUGUGGAAGGGAUCAGUCAAACCUCCGUCACUUUGCAACCUCAGGUCUAUUGAAGUAGGCAGUUGUUAUCAAAUUACAACUCUCUUCUCACAAUCAGCACUGAAAUGUCUAGUGAAACUCCAAAGUAUAGACGUAUCUUUUUGUAACCAGUUGGAGAGAAUUGUUUUGAGGGAUGAAAGUCUGACAGAGGAGGUGCUUGAGCUACCCCAACUCAAAGCGUUAACCUUAUGCAUGACAUACUUUAUUGGUUUUGGCUCUAAAGAUGAUAAAGCUGUGGCUUUCUUUGACCAGGUUUCACUGCCCCGCCUGGAAGUACUAUCUAUUAUUGGACCUGGUGAUGGAUCCAAACAACUAAUAGGAGGGAAAAUGCCUAGUGGGCCCCUCGACAACUUAAAAUCCGUGAAUCUUUGGGAAUGUCGCUCUAUCCGAUGCAUUGCCAAAGGUGAUACGGUUGCAUUAUUACAAAACUUGCAAGCACUUGACAUGUGGAUUUGUACUGGGAUGGAAUCCUUUUUCAACUUUGAGGGUCUAAAAGUUCCAAAUACUCCAUCAGAAAAGGCACUUGAAAUUCUUCCCAAACUAGAGUCACUGUACUUGCGUGACUGUCGAAGAUUAACCCAUAUUUGGAGGAAUUUUCCUAAAGGGGUUCGAGUAUUCCAAAACUUGAGAAGUCUAACUGUGAGCAUCUGCCCUUUAAACUAUUUGUUUCAUCCUCCUAGUGUGGCCACCAUGCUCAUAAGUCUUGAGGGACUGGAAGUUGAUAGGUGCUCAGAAAUGUGUGAAGUUAUAGGUAAGGAAGAUGAAGAGAUCAGCCAAGAAGAUAAUGCUCAGCAACAUGAUGUUGGAAAACAUAGAGAAAUUGCACUGGGAAGAACUAGCAAGGAGUUCGUGUUUCCUAAAUUAAGCUCUUUGGAGUUGAAAGCACUUGAGAAUCUUCGAAGUUUUGGUGGUAGUCACCGGGAGGAUUAUGAGUUUAAAUUUCCCCUACUCACUGAGUUGAUCAUAGUGAGUUGCCCAAAGUUGAAGAAAUUUUGUUCCGGAAAGUUGAAUGCACCAUUGCUUAAGAAAAUCCAAACAACACCUAGAGAUAUAAAGGAUUUUGAAGCUCCUGUGGAUUUAAAGGUACUAAUAUCCUAA